AUGUCAGUGAACAAUCCAUCCGAUUCAGGUGGAGGUGGAGGCCCUGAUGUGGCAUUUGCUAACCCUCCAUCGAUGACUGAUAUGGAUAUGGGCACGAUGGGAGCGUGGGCAGAAAUAAUGGCAGGAGAGCAGGUACAGACUGCUCCUGCAAUUGAUAAAAAUGACGAGAAUGAAAUACGAGAGCAGACUAUAGGAGACGCGGACGAGAGCACACGAAAAGUUCCUGAACAACAAGUCUUUGCUGUACAGGUAACGAAUCUUCCACAGUGUACGAACGAGGAACUUUUUUAUCACUUCGGUGGGGAUACUAAGGUGCGAGACGUUACAUUUCUGAAGGAUCGUUGCGCUGCACGAAUAGAUUUGUGCACAGCUGAAGCGUUAAAGAGUGCGAAAGAAUUUGAUGGUCAACAAUUCAGAGGUCGCACCCUUCGAGUCUACGAGAUACGUGAGGAGAGAAUCCGUGAAAGGCCGUCUCAACAAGAACUGCAAAAUCGUCAGUACAACAACGAACCCCCUUCGUACAGUAGAGAUAGCAGAUACAAUAGUCAAUCAAGUCUUUACAGCAAUGAUGCCCGAAGUUAUGAUAGGAGUGGACGAUCUUACAAUAAUCCGAACGAUUAUCGCGGCAAUUCACAAUACCGCGGGCCACCAAUGAGCGGAACGUUCCCACGUGGCGGAAAGUUCUACAACACUUACGAUGACUUUAGUAUGGGACGAUAUCCUCCGUCAGGAGGUCAAUCUUAUCGUGGGAACGGUCCCUACUACCACAAUGCCCCUUAUGGAGGGGGAGGAUACCCCCCUCGUUCACGUGGAAUGCAAAAUCGCAGCGGUGGCUACGGUGGAGGGCGAGGUAAUUACUAUGGGAGUCAGGAAUUGCAGAGAAGUGACAGUUACCACCAUGAUGAGCGAGAGAAACCGGGACCAAUAUCUCGUUCUCGCACUGAGUCUACUGCGUUUGAUCCUGACAGACGGAGGAUGGAGCUAUCCAGGACGUCGUCCCGCUUAAGCACGAGCACUGAAGAUAUGGACGCACCUACACCAAGGACGGCUCCGAAGAAAUUGACCAACAAGGACAUUUUCGGCGAGGCUAAACCAGUCGAUACGUCAGAGAGACUUCGUGAAAUUGAGGCGAAACAAGAACGAGAACGGCUCCUUGAACAGCAAAAGUACAAGGUAACUGAGGAAGCCGAAGCGGCCCGCUUAGCUGCAGCUGCUGAACAUCCUGAAGGUGCCGCACCGUACCAUCAACACCAGUACGGAAGUCAGCAUGGUCAUGUAGCCCGUGAUGGUGUGCAUCAUGCGCAGCAUCAUCAAUACCAUCAUGCCCCUUCCCGACCUCCGAUUCCUCCUCACGCUUCGUACGGUCCAUAUCAAACAUCACACAAUGCUGGCCAACAUCCUCAACAGCCUCAUGCAAACGCUGCUCAGUUUCAUCCACAACAACGGUAUGAUUCCGGCGGUCCUGGUAGCUACAGGAUCAUGAGACGCGAAUCUACAGAUGCUACAGAUGCAAGCCCGCCUUUAGAUCCGAUCCACGCGAAGGUUCCCUUGCAAACUCAGAAUAUAAAGGAAACUGACAGAGUGCAGGAUGUUUCGAAUGAGGUUUGCUAUUCUAUCAUCCAGUCAGUCAGUGGAUUUGAACUUUGUCGUUUCGUGGUUAUUCUGCUCAAUAAGGUAUUCUUGCCUAUGUUAAACGUUGUUGUUGUUGUUAAACGAGCUUCCGCGAAAAUUUCGUGUUUUUCUCCAAGAUCUAUGUAUUGCCAGUUUUUUGAGCUACAGUUCUCUAUCUUUCUGAGUCUUUUUCUAUCCUUUGCAUUUUUUCAUUUCGCCCGUUCUCCACAUUUCGCUUGGGAUCGUCGUAUUGUAGGUUUCAUGACUCAUCCACCGUUGCUUUUUUGA
This is a messenger RNA of Haemonchus placei, 1899 nucleotides long. The record is from the annotation of a GenBank genome assembly. NCBI's taxonomy places the organism in Eukaryota, Metazoa, Nematoda, Chromadorea, Rhabditida, Trichostrongylidae.